AUGGAGAUUUUCUUCGAUAAUAACGGAGGCCAGGCACUAUUCUCCAUGAAAGCAGAGUCAUCGGAUACAGUGUUAGAGAUGAAACAAAAGAUCGAAACGUCUUACGGUAUCGCUGUUUCCAAACAAACCAUUUUCUUCAAAGGCAAGCUUCUUCUCCAAGACCGUCUCACUCUCCAGCAAUGUAAGAUCGUCCACAAAUCUCGCCUCGUGUUCUUCGGCCCUCGCCCUCGUUCCCAGAAACCUAAUCACAACAUCAGUCAAGUGCUUCCUCAAACAGAGCCAUCUUCAGUACCGUCAAACUCAACCCAAGGGAUCUUCAACAUUCAAGAUUCGUCCGAAAGGAUCACUACCAAUCAAGAAUCGACUGUGAUGGCGAGGAGCAACGACGAUCAGGUGCUUCAUCAGACGGAGCAGCAAUCUCCAGUACCGUCGUAUGCAAUCAACGAGUUCCUUAAUAAAGAUUGGUCUUCGAUGGCGAGGAGCGACGACGAGCACGUGGUUCAUCAAACCGAGAAAUCUCUGGAAUCGUCAAAUUCGAUUGAAGAUUUCCUUUGCGGCGAGGACAGGCCUGCGACAACCGAAGGAAACGUUAAUAUUCAAGAUUCGUCGAUGGGGAACAACGAAUAUCAAGAUUGGCGUCAAAUGAAACCAUCUUCUCCGUCGAACUUACUUGGAGACUUCAUGCACGGAGAAUCAACAAACAUUCAAAGUUACUGGCCUGCGAUUAGCUACGAGAAUCAAGGGUUUCAAACAGAGCAUUCUCCAGUACCGUCACUCUCAACGGAACAGAGCAUCAACGCUCAAGAUUUGUCUGGGAGCAGCAAUCAAGGGUUUCAAACAGAGCAAUCUCCAGUACCGUCACUCUCAGCGGAACAGAGGAUCAACGCUCAAGAUUUUUCCGGGAGCAGCAAUCAAGGGUUUCAAACAGAGCAAAAUCCAGUAUCGUCACUCUCAGCGGAACAGAGCAUCUACACUCUAGAAUUGUCUGGGAGCAGCAACCAAGGGUUUCAUCAAACAGAGCAAUCUCCAGUACCGUCACCCUCAACAGAACAGAGGAUCAACGAUCAUGUGGUCAUUGACAUUCCAGACUCGCCUGUGAGGAGAAGCAGCAACAAACCGCCGAAGAAUCUGAGAGUAAUGAUAUUGCCAUGUUCCCGCGAGGAUAAACCUAUGCCGAAGUUUCCGGUGGAGGUGAACGCGAGUGAGAAGGUUGAAGAACUGAAGAGAGAGCUGGAGGAGAUUCAACAGAGGUCUCAGCUAUAUCUGCCUGAAGAAGGGUACAUCUUUUUACACAAAGAGGGACAGAGACAGUUGAACAAUGAUAAGUCGUUCCGGUCGAACCGUGUUGCUAACGGUGAUACAAUUCAGAUUUUCCCCGGAACGUAUACUAUGACAUGA
Thlaspi arvense is the source of this 1398-nucleotide messenger RNA. Lineage: Eukaryota; Viridiplantae; Streptophyta; Magnoliopsida; Brassicales; Brassicaceae. The record is from the annotation of a GenBank genome assembly.